GUCUAGUAUAAUGAAUUGCGGUUACUGCAUCUUGUUUCUUUGUGCCUGUUUAGUGGCAGUCGGGUCGGGUCGAUCCGUGCACGUAGAUUCAAAAUCACCAAAUCCUUCUCAGAUACCGGAAAGUUUCUGUCGUGAUGAUUACCUGGUUGUAUCCACCAAAGCCACAGCAGCAAGCUCAAACCCUACGUUACUUAGCAGUGUCAUUCAUUCCUCAAAUAUUCUGCGACUAAGAGAAGGAAAAGUGAGCAGACAAGAGCUCUUCCGGUUUGAAGAAAGCAAUGCGGUUGGCGAACAGUGGAUAAUCCGUACCUGGGACGGUAGCCACUUGUCUGUUAAUGAGGACGGAAAUCUCACAGUCCAAAGUAACUGUGCUAGCACCACGUUUCUUCGCAUUGUCUUGCAAGAGAAUCUACUUUCUUGCUUUGAAGGAAAAUAUUGUAAUAUGUUACUGUGCGCAACAUCUUUGUCUACCGGAAAAAGCUUUAUAGUCUCACCGGAAAGACAAGGAAUAGCUUUGCCCGACGGGCAAUGCGCAACUUACAACACUUUCCGCGAUUCGAAAACUUUGGGGCGGCUAGAGAAGACAACUACUUUUGAUAUAACACAUUUUUCUUUCAUAUUUUCUCUCACUAGUAGCAAUCGUGUCCGAGACAUGAUGAGUAACAGUUUGAGAAGAACGUGUCCUCGUAUGUUCGAUCCAAACCAGGAAGCACGUCGCGAUCUAUGCGAUACGUCAACAGUUAAGUAGUAUGAACUUGACUAAAUUAUUCAAAUAGUUUUAUCUGCUUGGCGAUUCAUUAUUCAUAGUUUUGAAAUUUUUACCUCUAAUUACUAACGCGAGUGUUAAUUUUAAAAUUUCUGUUUAGUUAAAAUACAAUUACCACUGUAUUGUGGGUAUCCUGUUGGCAA
This is a messenger RNA of Corticium candelabrum, 909 nucleotides long. RefSeq lists its product as uncharacterized. The coding region runs from base 11 to 748 and encodes 245 amino acids. The transcript is spliced from 3 exons. The record is from RefSeq and is a predicted model, not a curated record. Lineage: Eukaryota; Metazoa; Porifera; Homoscleromorpha; Homosclerophorida; Plakinidae.